Molecule: messenger RNA, 183 nt
Organism: Aspergillus puulaauensis
Lineage: Eukaryota; Fungi; Ascomycota; Eurotiomycetes; Eurotiales; Aspergillaceae
Exons: 1
Coding region: 1-183 (60 amino acids)
Source: RefSeq, a predicted model, not a curated record
AUGGCGAAUCAAAUGUCGCAGCCGUUCCGUCUGGCAGUUUCACAUCUUCAAGAGUGGGAUGGUGAAGACCCAACAACACGGUGGGUGGGUUACGCGCGCCGUUUAGAUCGAAAGGAUGCCACGGGGCGAUGGCAAAUAUACGAAGAUACAAUUGCCGAGAAAUCAGCAAAACAUGUCGUUUGA